GCGUCCACCACGCCUCGCUCUUCACCGUUCAACUGCCGUCUCAUCCUCACCCAUGUUCUCGCUCCUCCUUGCCUCGUCGCUGCCGCAGCCGCCGCAGCCCGUCUCGGCCACCCACGCCCUCUUCCCUCUGCCCGCCUCGCACUUCCCCGCGGCCGCCUCCUCGUCCGCACUCACCCUCUUCCCCGCACCCGCCAGCGGCAGCAGCAGCGACACGCAGGCAGACGCCACCAACCACAGCACCGCGGCAGUCUUCCUCACGGGCCAGGCGCCGCUGCCCGACGGCACGGCGACGAGCGUGCAUUGCUACGUGCCGCCAGAUCACAGUCACGCCGACGACGGCGGCUGGCGAGUCGUCGGCACCAUCACAAAUGCCUCUCCCUCGCUCUUCCUGUCCCUGCCACCUCGCCGUGCCCUCACUCUGCCCUCGCCCUCCCCCUCUAUCGCCGCCUUUCCGCCCGCCUCCGACGCACCGCUGCUCGGCCUCGUGCUCGAGCCGGCGGCGACGUGCGUCGAGAUCGAGGAGGAGCUGGCGCGUCUGCGGGAGGUGACGCGCGACGAGGAGCAGAGCAAAAAGGAGACGCUGAGACAGGACGUCGGCUGGGUCGCGGCGCGCGUCG
Molecule: messenger RNA, 617 nt
Organism: Tilletiopsis washingtonensis
Lineage: Eukaryota; Fungi; Basidiomycota; Exobasidiomycetes; Entylomatales
Exons: 2
Source: RefSeq, a predicted model, not a curated record